AUGGACAAGCACAUGAGCUGUCGGCUAGUUCGCAAUGCCAAAGAUCAAUGUGCAUAUGUACGCGAAAACUGUCCAGACCAUCAAGAUGGCCUCCUCUCCUACCUACAGCUCUAUUAUUGCGCCUUGCCCGAUGCCAAACCAGUGGCAUUCAUUAUCAUCGUUCUCUGGCUGUCGCUACUUUUCAGUACUAUCGGUAUUGCGGCAAGUGACUUCCUGUGCAUUGACUUGAGUACACUGGCGAGCGUCCUCGGGCUCAGCGAAAGCCUUACUGGCGUCACGUUUCUCGCAUUCGGAAAUGGCAGCCCUGAUGUCUUCUCUACUUUCGCCGCCAUGCGAUCGAAUAGUGGGAGCUUAGCGAUUGGAGAGCUGAUUGGGGCGGCGACUUUCAUCACAUCUGUGGUAGCGGGCUCCAUGGCUUUGGUUCGACCGUUUAAGGUCGCGCGACGGAGCUUCGUCCGUGAUGUUGGGUUUUUCGUGGUCGCAGUCAGCUUUAGCAUGCUCUUAGUCGCUGAUGGUCGCCUCCAAGCUUGGGAGUCAGCUGCAAUGGUUGCCUUGUAUGUCUUUUACGUGAUUCUGGUUGUUAGCUGGCACUGGUAUCUCGUUCGGCGCCGCCGAAAGAACGAACGAGACUUGGCAGCCCGAACUCACUUUCAUAUCCCGGACAACCAGGAGUUGGAGAUCGAGCAGCCAGUAGAAGAUGAUGAUCCAGGCGUGGCUUCAGAAUCUCGCAGUCUUCUCCGUGGAGCGUCGACGGACGAUUUCGAUCUUCUAGAAAGCGCAGGUGGCAUCCCAGCUUGGAAGGAAGAGGAUGAGGAAGAUGACGAGACACGAAAUCGGUAUUUGGCAGAGAUUCGUGACAAUAUGCAUGUCUAUCGGCCCGCGACCUUGUCAAGGCGAAAUACCAUCAAUCCGAUUCGUGCGAGUAUAGUCGGUGCACUCGAAUUCCAAUCAGUGCUUCAGUCUCUUCGGAAGUCGAGAACUAUCAGGGACAAUCCAACGAUCAGCCUAAGUAGUUACUCCGACGAUGACGACAAUUCCUCUCAACCCUUUGAUACGCGUUCAAUAGCAUCGCAUCCCCGUGCUACCAGACCAAGUACUAUCAACGACCGCCUUUCACCGCUCAGUGCAGAGGGAUCACGGGCCCGAGCCGUCUCAGCGAAUGACGCCGACGGGUUGGAGAUUGACGCUAGUGUCUUUGAUCGACAACGUCAAGCUCCUCUUCUGACCGUGAGACGUCCAUCCAAUGAGCCUGCAGAAGGAUCUGGGGACAUGCGGACUUUUCAACUUCCUCGUAUCGAUACCAAUGUUUUAUUGACUGCCUCUCCGUCAUCGUCAGAGCAUCCAUCGCCAAACACAAGUCCUACAAUUGGCCCGGCUAUCCCUCAAAUACCAGACCUGCUUGCUCCGCCCGGGCCUUUUAGCUCACCGAAUUAUCAAACCUCAGCAACGCAGGGCCGCUCUCCACGGCCAAUGUCACCACGAGGAGGCAGUGGGAGCUACCACUCUGGGACUGGUCCAGAAAGCUCGGCUGUACCUUUUCCCGCAUUCGCCGACAACCCCCCUGCUCCAACAUCUCGUGCUCCCAGUAUCCGCUUGCCCAAUCCAGUGGCGAGUCCGUCCGAGCAACUCAUGAUUCAUGACGACCUGUAUGACACGGCCAAUGACAACGCGUCUUUGAAGGGACCUUUGAUGAAGUGGUGGCCUAGUUCGGUUCUUCCUCCUGCUGCGCAAAUCGGUUGCACGCUAUUUCCCACCUUGGCUGGCUGGAAAUCCAAGAACAUAGCAGAACGGCUGUUGGGAAUAAUUGCUGCGCCAAGUGUAUUCCUCUUAACAAUCACUGUCCCAGUCAUCGAACCUCAAGUGUCCGAGUCCGACGAACCUGAUCCAGUUCUUGCCGUUAUCAUUGAGCAAGUAGGCGAUGACGGUAACCCGACGCCUAGAGUCAGACUACCAGCAGACAGUCCGACCUUUUACCCGAUUGGGCAUGAGCAUGUUGAGUCUUUCCCAGAUGGACCUACCGUGCGCAUACACCCCCGCCGCAAGUCCACGCAUCAUGAACUUGCACCUCGCCCACGCUGGGAUUCCGAGCUGCCGGCCGUGCCACAUCCACCCCCAGAUGCGGCUUGCGUGGUAUCCAAGGAUUGGAAUCGCUGGCUCAUUGCAAUCCAGCUCUUCACUGGGCCUUUCUUUGUCAUUCUCAUUGCCUGGAGUACCGUAGAUGAGACGUUGGAUCUCAGGAACCUUAUUCUGCCUUCAUUGGUAGCCCUUCUCUUCUCAUUUAUUUGUCUGAGUGUCCUCAUUACGACUACCCGUCGCCGCCGAACAUGGCACCGUCAUAGCCAUGUUGAUCAUUCAUACUUCCGCCCGCAUGAAACACCUGAACUAUCCAAACCUCAGGCUCUUCCAUCUGGAUGGCGACCUUUCCUUUCCAUGCUCGGGUUUCUAGUUGCAAUUUCUUGGAUUGCAACUAUCGCCACAGAAGUUGUCUCUGUGCUCAAGACCAUCGGUGUUAUUCUGAACAUCUCUGACUCACUGUUGGGAUUGACGAUCUUCGCGGUCGGUAACUCGCUCGGCGAUCUCGUCGCCGAUAUCACCGUCGCCCGACUGGGAUACCCUGUGAUGGCAUUGAGCGCCUGCUUCGGCGGACCCAUGCUCAAUAUCCUCUUGGGCAUCGGUCUUGGGGGUCUAUAUAUGACUCUAAGCCCGGGUAAGUCAUCUCCUAAACAUGACGAGACGAUGGUUCGGGUUCCCUAUGAAAUCAAACUCUCCAAGUUACUAGUCAUCAGUGGUGCCACACUUUUGUUUGUUCUCAUUGGUCUUUUGAUUGUUGUUCCACUUAACAACUGGCGUAUGGAUCGUAGGAUCGGAUGGGGUCUGAUUGCAGUUUGGUGUGUGAGUACCUUAGGGAACGUCAUUGCGGAGGUUGUAUCAUGA
Molecule: messenger RNA, 2934 nt
Organism: Penicillium daleae
Lineage: Eukaryota; Fungi; Ascomycota; Eurotiomycetes; Eurotiales; Aspergillaceae
Product: sodium/calcium exchanger protein
Exons: 2
Coding region: 1-2934 (977 amino acids)
Biological process (GO): monoatomic cation transport; transmembrane transport; intracellular calcium ion homeostasis
Cellular component (GO): membrane
Molecular function (GO): monoatomic cation transmembrane transporter activity
Source: RefSeq, a predicted model, not a curated record